Colletotrichum navitas is the source of this 328-nucleotide messenger RNA. RefSeq lists its product as uncharacterized. The transcript has a single exon. The record is from RefSeq and is a predicted model, not a curated record. NCBI's taxonomy places the organism in Eukaryota, Fungi, Ascomycota, Sordariomycetes, Glomerellales, Glomerellaceae. Bases 103 to 273 code for a protein of 56 amino acids.
ACAACUAUUCAUAUGCGAGAGUGUCGACUUGGUCUCGGACCGAGAGCACGCUUCGACAAAGAACAAUCACUUUUACGAUAGAAAGUUCAGCCGCGGCGACGUAUGGGGUGCUUCCGAAGCCGAGGCCCACCGUCGGAUCGGAACGGUGGUGGAAAUCCUCCACAACCCGGGGAUCGGCAUGCUGGGUCACGGUUAUCGAGUACCACUGUAACCAAUUUCUACCCCGCCUCGGUGGCAAGACAUGUAGAUUGGCAAAGCUAUUUUCGACAUUGAAGAACACUAUUUCGAAUUCCCAGCCUUGCCAACCCGGACCCUACAUUGCAUGCCU